Molecule: messenger RNA, 2056 nt
Organism: Jatropha curcas
Lineage: Eukaryota; Viridiplantae; Streptophyta; Magnoliopsida; Malpighiales; Euphorbiaceae
Source: RefSeq, a predicted model, not a curated record
UUACAAAAUCGGGAAUGUAGGGGUCUUAUUUACGGUUGUUGUAUUUCCAGAGGUGCUCCAUCUGUUAACCAUUUAUUCUUCGCAUAUGAUAGUGUGUUAUUUUUUAAUGCAAAUGAAGGAGAAAGUACACAGAUAAAAGAGUGUCUCAAGGUAUGUAGAAAAGCUUCUGGCCAGACAAUCAAUUUGGAAAAAUCUUCGCUCGCUUUUAGUGCAAAUACGGCUCCAUCUAUGAAGCUUGGGUUAGCAAUGUGUUCCAGGUUGGAGAGACUUCUGAUCUGGGGUUUUAUUUGGGCUUCUAGCAAUGGUGUGACAAAAUAAAGGGGAGGUUUUUAAUUUUUUGAGGGAGAAAAUUUGGAAACGCCUUUAAAGUUGGAAAAAGCUUCUACUAUCGAGAGCAGGGGAGGAGCUUCUUCUCAAGUCAGUGAUUCAAUCAAUUCCAACCUACACCAUGAGCGUUUUUUUGCUCCCUAAGAACUUCUGCCAAUAACUUCAGCGCCUUAUGAAUGGGUUCUGGUGGAGACAAUAGUCUAACCAAAAUGGUGGAAUAAAGUGGAGGAAUUGGGAACCGAUGUGUUGUUCUAAAAUUAGAGGGGGUUAGAAGGCUACAUGAGUUUAAUAUUUCUUUAUUAGGGAAGCAGCUAUGGCGCUUCCUAAAGUAUCCAGACUCAUUAGUGUUUAGGUUAUAUAAAGCCCACUAUUUUCCUACUUCCUCUCUAUUUGCUGCAGAAGCUGGCUCUAACCCCAAUUUUAUUUGGAGCAGUGUGCAAGCGACUAUCGCCUUAAUUCAGGCUGGGAUUCGGUUGAGGCUGGGUGGGGGCGAAGCAAUAUCAAUCUGGGAUGACCUAUGGCUACCAGAUAAUGCAAAUCCACGAGUAAGCUCUCUUAUUCCUCCCAAUUAUGAAUUCCAUUUUGUGUUUUCGCUUAUUGAUGAGAAUGGUUUAAGUUGGAGAAGCGAUGUUAUUAAACGCAUGUUUAAUGCUCGGGAUAAAAAUCUCAUUUUGGGGAUUGCCCUUAGCUUAUGUAGAAGGGUCGAUGAUUGGGUGUAGAAUUUUAAUUGAAGCGAAGAUUAUUUGGUGAAGAGUGGGUACAAGUUCUUGACCGUUGAGUUUGAUUCUUUAUCCCCAGAUUCGAUGCGUCCACUUUGGGCCCGAUUAUGGAAUUUAAAGAUUCCACCAAAAAUCAAAAACUUGGUUUGGUGGAUCUGUAACGGUUUCGUCCCAGUAACGAUGCAUUUGUUGGCUCGUGGUCUGGAAAUCGAGUUUAUACGUCCCGUCUGUGGGCAGACAGAUGAGUUCUUGUUACGUGUUUUUGCUGACUGUGGGUUUGCCAGGGGUUGCUGGACUAGAACUUUACCAGAUGAAAUUCAAGCUGUCUGCAUGUCAUUAUGGGUCAUAUGCCAGCACCGAAACUCUGUUCUUUGGCAAGGAGAAGACUUGCCCUUGGAUCAAUUGUUAUUCGCAAUCAAUGGUUGGUUCUGUGAGUGGAAAUCAGCACAACUCUCCCAACAAAUUUGUCCUUCAAUUGUGCUAGGUAUGAUUUCUUCGUCUAAACCCCCACAUGGCUUUACCAAAUGCAAUGUGGAUGCAUCAUUGCAUGCAUCAUCUCUUAUGGUGGGUGUUCGAUAGGUAUUGCGCAAUGAUCGAGGUGAGGUCCUAAACUCUUUUCAAAUGUCCCUUAGUGGUGGUGUUGAUCCUCCAACGGCAGAAGCACUCUCAUUCUGUGAAGCCUUGAGUUGGGUCAAAUGGAAAAAUUUGCACAAUGUAAUGUUUGAGUGUGAUUGUUUACAACUGAUUCAAGCCCUUUCAAAGACUGAAUUAGAUGGAAAUUAUUUUGGCAGUAUAGUGUUGGAUUACAAAUCUUUACUAAAAGAACUUAUAAAUUGUUGGUUCUUAGAAGGUCAGCGAAUAGAAUUGCUCAUCUACUUGCAACUUCUGCCUAUUCUUUGUCUGACUUCCAGGAGUGAGGUCUUGUUCCUCCUGAUGUAUUAUUCAUGCUUUUGGAUGAUCUUAGUUUAUAAAAUAAUUAUAUAGUUCAAUUCAUAAAGUAUUUUAAGCUA